Parasteatoda tepidariorum (common house spider) is the source of this 1293-nucleotide messenger RNA. The record is from RefSeq and is a predicted model, not a curated record. NCBI's taxonomy places the organism in Eukaryota, Metazoa, Arthropoda, Arachnida, Araneae, Theridiidae.
AUGCCUGCUAUCAGGCGUCGAAAUAUCUCUGGCAGACGUCAGAGAAAUGAAUGGCGGAAUUCUAAACGGGAAAGCAUUUCUCGCCGAAGGGAAUCGCCACCUCUACAAAUUCGAGAUUUUUACAAAUCUGCAUUGACUGUUCAUGACGAUUGUGACCCCUUUACUAUUGGAUCUAUGACUUUUAUUUGUAACUUUUGUCAUGCUAAGCAUUUUAUGUUAGAGAAGACAGGAAGUAUCAAUGAAUAUGAUAUUUGCUGUCAGAAAGGCAAGGUUGAUCUUCCUUUAUUGUCGCAUUCACAAUAUUUUGAGAAUUUGAUUACUGGUGUAACAUCUUUAGACCAUACUGCAAAGAAACGAUCCCAAAAUUAUUUGGACAAUAUUCGGUCCUAUAAUUUUGCAUUUGCCAGGAUAAUUUCUGAGACACACUUAGAUGAAAGUGUAACCGGUGGAAUGUAUCAUUUUAAAAUCCAUGACACAUUUUACCAUCGUGUUGGUUCACUUAUACCAAGUGAAGGUUGUCAGCCAAAGUACGCUCAGAAUUACUUUUAUGAUGUAGAUACAGCAGUUGAACACAGAAUGCGUGAACAAGCUAAUGUCAAAUGUGAUGCGAACAUUAUGCAUGAAAUAGCUGUAUAUUUGAACAGAGUGAAUUCAUAUGUCCAAUCUUUUCAAACAAUGGGUAAUCUCUGUAGGAAUUCCAGUGAUGGAAAUGAAAAGGAAAUAUGCAUGCACACUGUCAACGCGUCGUCUGAUCAACGACGGUACAAUGAUGCCACAAGUACAGAUGUUGCAGCAAUCUUCAGAUGCGUAGAUGGAGUACCUCCUGGGGAACGAAACCUGGUGGUGAUGUCAAAGUCAGGUGGCAUUCGCACAGUUUCUGUUUUAGACUCAUCGUUAGACCUAUUGGCUUAUCCGCUACUGUUUCCCCAUGGUGAUCCUGGAUGGCAUAUUAAUAUUUCGCACACUGUUACAAGUAAUCAACGAAACAAAACAACAAUGAGACAGUAUGCUGCCUAUCGUCUUUCCAUCAGAGAAACUUUCAGUUUAUUGCAUCGUUCACAAAAACUGUAUCUUCAGUGGGUUGUGGAUAUGUAUGUUCGAAUUGAAGGCACACGCUUAAAUUUUGUAAGGCACAAUCAAAGUAAUUUGCGUGCAGAUAUGUAUUUAAAUGUAGCUGAUUACAUACACCAGCGUGCAGCUGAAAACAAUUUGAGAGUUGGGCAUCAAGUCAUUCUUCCCUUUUCUUUCAUUGGUUCUCCCCGUAAUAUGCAUCAAUGUCCAUUGUUUUUAUAA